This is a messenger RNA of Vicia faba (fava bean), 750 nucleotides long. The record is from the annotation of a GenBank genome assembly. NCBI's taxonomy places the organism in Eukaryota, Viridiplantae, Streptophyta, Magnoliopsida, Fabales, Fabaceae.
AUGGCUUCACACAAAACUGCCCAAAUUCGCCUCGUUAGUUCACAUGACGAGGUUUAUGAACCAUGUGAUGACUCUUUUGCACUGGUUGACGCUCUUCUAGCCGAUCGCACUAACCUAUUGGAGCAUCAUCCAACAUUGUGUAUGGAAAUAGGCUGUGGAAGUGGAUAUGUUAUUACUUCCUUGGCUCUUAUUCUUGGGCAGGAAGGCAGUGGCGUAAAUUACAUUGCAACUGAUAUCAACCCACAUGCAGUGAAGGUGACACACGAAACAAUGGAAGCACACGGAGUUAAUGCCGAACUGAUAAUAACCGAUAUUGCAGCGGGACUUGAGAACCGACUAGCAGGUAUGGUUGAUGUAAUGGUUGUGAACCCUCCUUAUGUGCCUACACCUGAAGACGAAGUCGGGUCUGAAGGAAUUACCUCAUCUUGGGCUGGUGGUGAGAAUGGAAGGAGUGUGAUCGAUAGAAUUUUGCCUGUUGCAGACAAUCUUUUAUCAAAAAAAGGAUGGUUGUAUUUGGUUACUCUCACCGCAAAUAAUCCUUCAGAGAUUUGUGGUGAAAUGAGAAAGAAAGGAUAUGCUUCUAAGAUUGUUGUUCAAAGAUCAACCGAGGAAGAAAGUCUCCAUAUCAUCAAGUUCUGGAAGGAUUUAGAUAAUGAAAUAGAAGAAAUAAAUGACCAAUCUCCUACUGGGUUCAUGGGAUCUUUGCUUGCACAGAUUCCUCUACUUUCAUUAUGGAGAAGCAAACAAUAG